This is a messenger RNA of Suillus paluster, 1731 nucleotides long. RefSeq lists its product as uncharacterized. Gene Ontology annotation, biological process: vesicle-mediated transport. The record is from RefSeq and is a predicted model, not a curated record. Gene Ontology annotation, cellular component: membrane. NCBI's taxonomy places the organism in Eukaryota, Fungi, Basidiomycota, Agaricomycetes, Boletales, Suillaceae. The transcript is spliced from 6 exons. Bases 1 to 1479 code for a protein of 492 amino acids.
AUGUCCUCGGGCGAUGAAAUGAACGCAUGGAAGACCACGACGCGUCCCAAGCACCGUAAGAAGCAGCGCAUCGCGUCUCCAGAGCCGUCCACGUCUAAGCAACCAAGUAAGCGCAAACCCAUAACAGACGACGACGACGACGACGACUCGAACGAUAUCGAGCUCAUCGAUCCGCCACCAAACCCACCCUCAAAUACGACUCGUCCACAAAGGAAGGAGGGGAAGGGGAGGGCAGCAGAAAGUCGAGUCAAUGGGAAGGUCCUAGAUAGCCAGCAAAAGACCAGGCCAGAAAGUCAGUCGAAGGGGAAAGCACCAGAGAGUCAAACAAAGGCAAAAGACGGUCACGUCAAACCAAAACCCGUCAAACCUGCUGCCAAAAAUCAUCCUUCCUCAGAUCCCAUCACUGAAGACCCCUCAAACCAUAGUGACCCGGAGCAUGAGAAGCCAUCCCUGAGCCCACGUGUUCACAAGGAGCUUGAGCGGUGGAAGGUAAAGGCAAAAGAUUUAGAGGAUCAGCGCGACAAACUCUCGCAACAACUCGAGGAACUCUUCCAGGUCCGCAAGACAGAAGCUGAACAGGCUCUCGAUGACCUUACGGCUUUAUAUAAUAGUCGUUCAAAAACACAAGAAUCCAUCAUAUCAGCCCUCCAAGCACAACUCGCUUCUCAAUCGCCCUUCUUCCGAACAUCUGAACCCGAGCUCAAUCCUCCAUCCCCGUCGACACACCCGCCACCUAAUUCAACCACUCCAGCCAUUCCUCACUUCCUCACUCGCGCUACAGCUGAUACGGAACAGCGCACGCUGCACGAUGAGCUCGCACGCAUGCGGGAUGAGCUCACAGCUAAAGACGCACUUGUCAAAGAGCGUGAACGGCAAAUCGCUGAGCUUCAGCAGAGCGUGAAAGACAUUCGCGUUGAACUUGAUGCCGAGAUUGCGCGCUCAAAGGAGCUUCUCGCACGACAACCACACCCUCACUCCCAACAUUCGAGGACUUUCCCCUCCGCAGCUGACCCAGCACAGGCUGCAGCCAUCCGUUUCUAUGAGGAUUUUUCAAACCUCUUGGUCUUGAACAUCAAAUGGGAGCCGCGUGAGGGCGUGGAACACGAUAUCGUGCAUACAUGUAUGUACACGUACGUUGCGACGGUGAAGGAUGAUGAGACCGGAGGGUUGGAGUUACUUGAGAGGACAAUAUCCUUCUCCCUCCGUGCCUACACCGACCCGUCGGAGUCCGAAGACCCUGAAAUGGACCGGCGUGUCAAAUAUACUCCUCUCGAGCUCGACAAACUGAGCGAUGAGUUCAAGGAACGCCUUGGCUUCCUAGCGAGCGGGUUUACGUUCCCGCACAAACAGGCUGCGUUAUUUUUGGGGAGCCUGACACGCCAGAUGGAGACUGCCUUUGACCAAGAGAGGUCGGAUGACGGAAUGGUAGUCGACGAGCGUGAGGGAAGGAGAGAAAUCCUGGAUGUGGACGAUAUUUAGUGUUGCGAGGGGCGGGUGUAUUACACCGCAAUAUACGACGGGCGAGCCGCGGAUUCACAGAUGGGCCGUCAAUGUUUACGAAUCGUUUGGUUUAUGUACGUUCCAUAUUACCCUACGGUGAUACCCGAUAUGCACGUAGUAUGUAUAUACUGGCACGGUACACCAAAACUGGCGUGUACUCUGCCAGCACAUUCAUUUCUGUAGAUUCCUGAUUAUAUUGCUGAUUACGACCAGGGCAUAAAGUUGCCAUGA